Molecule: messenger RNA, 2877 nt
Organism: Miscanthus lutarioriparius
Lineage: Eukaryota; Viridiplantae; Streptophyta; Magnoliopsida; Poales; Poaceae
Source: the annotation of a GenBank genome assembly
AUGGCAACGGGCGCCGGGUGGGCGCCUGCGCGGCCCGUCGAGAGGCAUGGCGCGCCCCGCGGCGCCAGCCCGCGGUCCAAGUCGGUCGCGCCGGGUCCGCGCCGCCCCUCCCCGUCCCCCGCGAGGUCGCGGCCAGCCACCGACCACAGCGGCAGCGCUGAUUCGUGCAGAGUGAGAGUUGCUGUAAGGCUCCGGCCGAAGAAUUCAGAGGAUUUAGCUCAUGGUGCUGACUUUAAUAGUUGUGUUGAGUUGCAGCCUGAGUCCAAGAGGCUGAAACUGAAGAAAAAUAAUUGGAGCUGUGAAUCCUACAAAUUCGAUGAGGUCUUCAGUGAAAACGCUUCACAAAAACGUGUGUAUGAGGCAGUGGCAAAGCCCGUGGUUGAGAGUGUAUUAGAAGGCUAUAAUGGGACAGUAAUGGCCUAUGGUCAAACAGGUACUGGCAAAACAUACACAGUUGGUCGACUUGGGAAAGAUGACCCUUCUGAACGUGGUAUAAUGGUCAGAGCAUUGGAGCAUAUCCUUUCUAGCCUGUCUUUUGAAACAGAUUGGGUCGCCAUAUCAUAUCUACAGCUGUACUUGGAAUCCGUCCAUGAUUUACUGGCCCCAGAGAAGACUAAUAUUCCAAUAGUAGAAGAUGCAAAAACUGGUGAAGUUUCCUUGCCAGGUGCUGCAAUAGUUGAAGUUAAAGAUCUUGAACAUGUUUUUCAACUUCUGCAAAUUGGUGAGGCAAAUCGUCAUGCUGCUAAUACUAAGAUGAACACGGAAUCAUCUCGUAGUCAUGCAAUUCUAAUUAUCCAUUUGCAAAGAAGCACAAGAAGAAAAGAAGAAAGUAGUAGCUCUUUGUAUAAUGAUAGACAUGACACUUUUCCUGAUGAUCUGCCACUUGUUCUCAAAAGUAAACUCUUGAUUGUCGACCUUGCUGGAUCAGAACGAAUUGAUAAAUCAGGAAGUGAAGGUCACAUGAUCGAAGAAGCCAAGUUCAUCAAUCUUUCAUUAACUUCCUUAGGAAAAUGCAUUAAUGCGCUAGCAGAAAAUAGUCCCCAUAUACCCACAAGAGAUUCAAAGCUUACAAGGAUACUCCGUGAUUCAUUUGGAGGGACUGCUAGGACUUCUCUUGUUGUGACAAUAGGUCCAUCUGCUAGGCAUUACUCAGAAACUUCAAGCACAGUUAUGUUUGGGCAGAGGGCAAUGAAAGUAGUUAACACAAUGAAGCUGAAGGAAGAGGUUGAUUACGAAAUUCUUUACAAGAAGAUGGAGCGUGAGGUCGACCAACUCACAUCAGAGAUGGAGAGACAACAAAAGGUUAUAAGAAGUGAAAAAAUGCAGAUGGACAAAAGGUUGAAAGAAUCUGAGAGGUCAUUCCAUGAUUUAAGAAUGACCUCUAACAUGCAAAUUGAGAAUCUGGAGAAGGAAAAGCGUCAAUUGGAAUCUGCAGUCAAAAAAUUGACACAGGACUUAGACAAAGAGAGAGACCAAAAUAAUUUGUUAUCCAAACAGGUCACUGAGCUUGAGAAAUUGCUCAACGAAAACAAGCAGCAACAGCUUGAGAACCUCUCAAAAACGAAAUUUCUUACCGAUACAACUAAAGAGCAUGAGAAGGAAAUGGGAGAAUUACUAAGGAAACUUGAGGAAGAAAGGUGUUGUUCAUCAAGCAUGAAAGAUCGCAUGAGUGUACUACAACAGCAACUGUGUGAUGCUCAGAGUUCUGCCCAGUUUCAGGAAAGUAUGGCCCGUGAAAUGGAAAAGAAAUUAACCAAAGCGACCGAAGAAUUUACAAUUCAAGUACAAUCACUAAAAGAAAAGGUCAGCGGACUUAUUUCAGAGAAGGAAUUAAUAUAUGAUGAACUGAAGUCUACUCAAGAAAAGGUGCAGCAGGAAAUGAGCCAGAGACAAGACCUUGAAGAUCAAAUUGUAAGGUUAAAACAGUCUGUGUCUGAUAAUUGUGCUGAAGAGUCUAAAACAUCAUGUAGUAUGGUUAGAUCAGGAUCUGGAUUAGGCAACACAGCUUUUGUGUCCAAAUCAGGAAAAUUAAGAGAGGCCCUAUCUGGUCAGAGGGGUACUAUAUCAAAGAUAUUUGAAGAAGUUGGUCUUCCAAAUGUGCUUGCUCUGUUGAAGUCUGAGGAUCUAGAUGUGCAGAUCCAUGCUGUCAAGGUGGUUGCUAAUCUUGCUGCUGAAGAUGUUAAUCAGGAAAGAAUCGUUGAGGAAGGAGGGCUCGAUGCUCUUCUAUCCCUUCUAGAAACAUCAGAAAACACCACUAUUCAUCGAGUCACUGCUGGUGCUGUUGCUAACUUGGCAAUGAAUGGAUCAAACCAGGGAGUGAUUAUGAAUAAAGGUGGAGCUCGAUUAUUAGCAAAUGUUGCUUCUAAAACUGAUGAUCCUCAAACUUUGCGGAUGGUGGCUGGCGCAAUUGCCAAUUUAUGUGGGAAUGAAAAGCUGCACUUAAUGUUGAAACAAGAUGGUGGAAUAAAAGCACUACUGGGAAUGUUUCGCAGUGGACACACCGAUGUCAUAGCCCAGAUAGCACGAGGAAUAGCAAACUUUGCAAAAUGUGAAUCCCGGAUGAUAAGCCAAGGUCACAGGAAAGGGAGGUCCCUUCUGAUUGAAGAUGGUGUUCUUACUUGGAUGGUGGCCCAUUCAACUAUGUUUUCUGCUUCAACACGAAGACAUAUUGAGCUUGCUUUUUGCCAUCUAGCUCAGAACGUAUCUUUACCAAAUAUCACCCACAACUUUGCAGAAGACAACACUUGUGACAUCAUUGCUUCUGGCGGAGUCAAGGAGCUGCUUCGCAUAACGAGGGAGUCCCCGAGAGAAGAUACACGUAACUUAGCUAAGAAGGCUUUAGAUUCAAAUCCUGCUUUUUUAAGAGAGAUCCAAUGA